AUUUCUCUCUCCAUUAUGUGAAAUAUUUGGACUCAACCUCAAAAAAUACAAUUUAUAUCACUUUGGUUACCAAUUUUUUCUUAGACACUAGUAUUGAGCCUACUUAGAAUAGGGAUGUCCACCUAGACUAUUUGCACCAAUUUUAGUCCCUAAAGAUAUUUCACUUCUCUCUCCCUUUUUUUCUUCAUCUUUACCAAGCCCUAACGUUCGGCGACCACAUGGCUCCACCCUCUUGUGGUGACUUCUUCGGUCUCUCUCACCCGCUCUCUGCUCCCUUAAAAUUUAAAGAAGAAUUGAGUUUCAUUCACACUUUCAUAUAAGUGGAAAUGAAAUGAAAAGAAAAGAAAAAUAAGAAGAAAAUAUAACAAAAGUAAAAUAUGUAAUAAGUCAAAAAAAAAAAAUAUAUGAAAAUGAAAAUGAAAAAAAAAGAGAGAAUCUUUAGGAUGAAAACCUGAAAUGGAAUCAUAUAUGUCCCACCAAACUAGCAACUAAACCAACCUAGAAAGAAGCAAGUGUGCAUUGGGAUUCAUUCAUUCAUCUUCCUUUGUUGAGUUACAAUACAAGCAAACAUGGCUGCGUCAAAUUUCUCUACCCUGUCCUCCUCCUCCUCCUCCUUCUCCAAAUCCAAACCCUUCACCAACACACCUUGUUUUCCUGGCAACAAAACCCUCCACAACCCCACCUCGUUUCCCAAUCCAACAACUCUUUCCCAUGCCCACAAACCCCCUUACCCAUCACCAUGCAAAAACCACAACACCACAUUCCCAGAACCUCUCUGCAACGACGACGAAGACCAAAAGCCCCGUGAAGAGUGCGGCGUGGUGGGUAUCUACGGCGACCCAGAGGCCUCUCGUCUCUGCUACCUCGCCCUCCACGCCCUCCAGCACCGCGGCCAGGAGGGCGCCGGCAUCGUCACCGUGCACAACAACAAAAUCUUCCAAUCAGUAACCGGUGUUGGCCUCGUCGCCGACGUCUUCACCGAGGCCAAGCUUGAUCAAUUGCCCGGAACUCUGGCUAUUGGCCAUGUACGUUACUCAACCGCAGGCCAAUCCAUGCUGAAAAACGUGCAGCCUUUUGUUGCAGGGUACCGUUUUGGCUCUGUUGGUGUUGCACAUAAUGGUAACUUAGUCAAUUACCGAAGCUUAAGGGAAAAACUUGAAGAAAACGGCUCCAUUUUCAACACUAGUUCUGAUACAGAGGUUGUGCUUCACCUCAUUGCUACGUCAAAGCAGAGACCAUUCAUAUUGAGAAUCGUUGAUGCCUGCGAGAAGCUUAAAGGGGCUUACUCUUUUGUGUUUGUUACAGAGGAUAAGCUUGUUGCUGUGAGGGACCCUUUUGGUUUUCGACCAUUGGUUAUGGGGAAAAGGAGUAAUGGUGCUGUUGUUUUCGCCUCUGAGACGUGUGCUCUUGAUUUGAUUGAAGCAGAGUACGAGAGGGAGGUGUACCCUGGUGAGGUUUUGGUGGUGGAUAAAAAUGGUCUUCAAUCUCUCUGCCUUGUGUCUCAUCCAGAGCCGAAGCAGUGUAUCUUUGAGCAUAUUUACUUUUCACUCCCAAGUUCUGUUGUUUUUGGGAAAUCUGUGUAUGAAUCUCGCAGGUUGUUUGGGGAAAUUCUUGCCACUGAGAGCCCUGUUGAGUGUGAUGUUGUGAUUGCAGUUCCGGAUUCUGGUGUGGUUGCUGCACUUGGUUAUGCUGCAAAAGCAGGGGUUCCUUUUCAGCAGGGGUUGAUCAGGUCUCACUAUGUGGGGAGGACUUUCAUUGAGCCGUCACAGAAGAUUAGGGACCUUGGUGUGAAGUUGAAGCUCUCACCGGUAAAAGCUGUGCUUGAAGGCAAGAGGGUUGUGGUUGUGGAUGACUCUAUUGUGAGGGGAACCACAUCUUCCAAAAUUGUGAGGCUGAUCAAGGAAGCAGGUGCAAAAGAAGUUCACAUGAGGAUUGCAUGUCCACCAAUUAUCGGAUCAUGUUAUUAUGGGGUGGACACUCCAAGUUCAGAGGAAUUGAUUUCAAAUAGAAUGAGUGUGGAUGAAAUACGGGAGUUUAUUGGAUCAGAUUCACUCGCUUUUCUUCCACUUGAUUGCUUGAAGAAAUUGUUGGGAGAAGAUGACUCUCCUAAUUUCUGUUAUGCUUGCUUCUCCGGGAGGUAUCCUGUUGAACCUACUGAACUUGAAGUCAAGAGUGUUGGUAACUUAGUGGAUAAUGGCUUAAAUGGGAGUUUGGAAUCUAUUGAUGAGAGUUUGGUUCAAGCAAACCGAAAUCAGAAAGAGGUGAAGAUUGCUAGUAUCUAAUAAUUGUCCGAUUUGUCUAUUUGAGAUUUUGCAGUACAGGAAUCCCAUAUAAGGUAUGGAGUAACUUACAAGAAGGUAUGGAGUAACUUACAAGAUAAAGUGGGUGCUUGGCAGAUAGAUGUCAAACGGUAUAAUCUAAGUACAAAAAGUUUGCUUACUCUAAUCCAGAAAUUUGGAUUCUGGAGGCUAAUGCUCAGUACCAAUUGUUUCUUACUUAGAAUUCAGACAAGUGGGGGGAUUAUUUAUUUAUGAACCCAAGAUUUUGUCCCUUUUGUUUAGUAUAAAAUUAUGUACCAGCUUUAAGAAUACUAAGAUGUGAAAGUAUGAUGUACUUCACGGAAAAUACUAAAUGUUAGUAUAAGAAACACAUGAAGAGAUACUUAUAUCACUGGUUACUCUUCGGAUUUCUGUAAAAAAACACAUUUAACUUUGACAUAUCAGUAAUUCUUGCAUUUCCUGCAACUUUUGUAUUGGUAAUGGAGGGUUAGAAGGCCGAAAAAGCACAUGAUGACAAAUCUAGGAAAAGAAGCU
Messenger RNA from Lotus japonicus, 2813 nucleotides. RefSeq names its product amidophosphoribosyltransferase, chloroplastic-like. Gene Ontology annotation, cellular component: cytoplasm. Gene Ontology annotation, molecular function: amidophosphoribosyltransferase activity. The coding region runs from base 570 to 2282 and encodes 570 amino acids. Lineage: Eukaryota; Viridiplantae; Streptophyta; Magnoliopsida; Fabales; Fabaceae. Gene Ontology annotation, biological process: purine nucleotide biosynthetic process; purine nucleobase biosynthetic process. The record is from RefSeq and is a predicted model, not a curated record. The transcript has 2 exons.